This is a messenger RNA of Lathyrus oleraceus (garden pea), 1510 nucleotides long. RefSeq lists its product as uncharacterized. The transcript has 8 exons. The record is from RefSeq and is a predicted model, not a curated record. NCBI's taxonomy places the organism in Eukaryota, Viridiplantae, Streptophyta, Magnoliopsida, Fabales, Fabaceae. Bases 152 to 1330 code for a protein of 392 amino acids. Gene Ontology annotation, molecular function: zinc ion binding; nucleic acid binding.
CUUUUUAGUUAUCCGUGACCAGCAUCAUCAAUCUCCCUUCCAUGUCUUAGUGUCCACACGUUUCACCCACACUAACUAGCUCAAACCACCCAUAAGCCAUAACCAUUUCCCAUCCUCACAGCACAAAUUUGAAUAACCAUUCUCCAAUUUCAUGAAUUCAUACCAACAAGUCAUUCAAAUGUUCCACCCUCCCUUUCGCUUUCUCACAUUUCCAUCCACAAAACCACCCCAGCUAAACAUUCACCUCUUCCUUUCCCUUCCCGCACCAACCAUCCUUUGCUCAUCACUCAACGACGGUUCCUUUUCCACCCCUAAAUCAACUCAGUUUGGUUACAGUACUCCAGAGGAUCUCUUUGGACUUGAGGUGGAAUUCAAACCAAGGAAAGCGAAUUCUCAUACAAGAGAACCAAGGUCAUGGUUUGGACCAAAUGGACAAUAUAUCAGAGAGCUACCUUGUCCCAGUUGUCGAGGAAGGGGUUAUACUCCUUGUGCAGAAUGUGGAAUUGAAAGAUCUAGAUCAGACUGUCCAAAAUGUAAUGGAAAGGGUUUACUAACUUGCCACCAGUGCUCUGGAGAUUGUGUUAUAUGGGAAGAAUCAAUUGAUGAACGACCAUGGGAGAGAGCUCGAUCAAUAUCUCCACUCAAAGUGAAGGAAGACGAUGAAGUUGACAAAUUGGACAUAAAGCUAGACGCGAAGAAAAAAUCUAAACGUGUUUACCAGUCACCAUCUCCUGAAGUUGGAUUGAAGAUUAGCCGUUCGUUAAAAAGUCUCAAUGCCAAAACUGGUCUAUUUAGCAAACGAAUGAAGAUCAUCCACCAGGAUCCAAUUCUUCAGGCUCAGAGAGUGGUUGCUAUUAAGAAAGCCAAGAGAACUGUUUUAGCUCGAAAGCAUGCUUCCAAAACCAUGAAAGCAUUCUUCAGCGAUCCAAUAAACCGUCAGAAUAGGAGCAUCGCCAUGAAAGGAGUGAAAUUCUACUGUCAAAACUGUGGACGUGAAGGACAUAGACGACACUACUGUCCAGAACUCAAGGAUGGUUCAAUUGAUCGGCGGUUCACUUGCAGGCUAUGUGGUGAGAAAGGUCACAACAGAAGAACGUGUGAUAAGUUAAGGAUAAGCCAUAGUGAUGGGAAAGUUACAAAACAUCAUCGAUGUAAAAUAUGUCGACAAUAUGGCCAUAACAGAAGGACAUGUCCACAAGUUGUUGUUUUGAAUAAAAGAAUAGACACGGCUUCUCGAAGAGUAUAUGUUUGUCGAUUGUGCGAGAAAGAAGGACACAAUAUUAGGACAUGUCCUAGAAGAAUAGUUGAUACUGAACAUUCUCAAGAGUAAUAAUCCUGCUUUUGAGAAACUUAAGUGCUUGAACCUAAAUCUCAUUGAGGAAAUUUGAAAAGCUUAAUACAGUUUGUUCACUCAUGUAACUGCAACAUGACAUAUUAAGUAAUGCUGAUUCCAUGUAAACUUGUUUGAAGUCAACUAGAUUUAAUGUUUAAUUGUCAUCCUUAUUAAUAA